ACCAGAGAGAGAAAAUCCCCAAUCAAGCGCUUGAAUCUGAAACGCACCAAGAAGAAUCAAGAAAUCACAGUGCGCUAAAACCAUGGUGCGUAUCAAAAUGGCUCUACCCCAAAGAUGGACAGGAAAAUCAAAGGCGAAGAAGAAGACGUUCCUCAGGCCCUCUUGGACCAAGCUUUUCUCAAAGGGUGAAUCGUCAUCAUCCUCUCCAACAUCAUCUAAGACAGCAGGAAAAUCAGCAGCUUUGUCCCUCCUCUCUGAUGACGAUCGUCUGCAUCUUCCAAUCCUAGAGUCAACCGAAGUGUUACUCCUGGAGUAUACUCCACUGAAUACCCAAAGAGAAGACUCAUCACAAAACCCUAAUACUGGAGAAAGGCACUGUGCAGAAGAAAUCAUGGAGGAAAUCCUUGAAGAAGACCCAAUAGUUGCAUGCUCUGAAGUCCCUUUUCAAGAUUCCUUGCCCGGAUCUGAUGAAGACAACACUGAAAGGAAGAACGUCUCUGGACCCAUCCGAUGGUCUCUCAGAAAGGCCAAGGCGACUGAGGUGACAGAGGGUCCAACAAAUGAGCAGCUGGAAGCCAAAGAGUCUGAGACUAAGAAGAAGAAGAUGAAGAAGAGAAAAGCGAGAGAAGAACACUCCUCACCAAAAUUGAUUAUACUGCAAAGGAAUCUUGAUGUUCUUGAUUUUAGCAAGAAAACAAAUCUUCUGCCCAUACUUCAUUCAAACAAACUGUUCAAAUCUGUUACUCUACCUGGUUCAUUUGUGAAACAAGUAAUUCAGGAGUUUUACAGCAACUUAUCUGAGUCAUGUGUUGAUGUUGAUGAUCCAUCUUACCAUAAAGUUUUUGUUCGAGGAAGGCUCUAUGAUUUCUCACCCUGUGUAAUCAACAAUUUUCUUGGCACUACCUCAAAUCCUGCAAUUACCCCCAUUGCUGAAGAAACUGUGUGGAAUGACCUUACCAAUGGCCUUAGGGAUUACCUGCAUGGGAAAACCAAAGUACCAUCCUCUGUGCUCAAAAGCUCCUAUGCCCUACUGCUCAGAAUUGCUGCCUUCCACUGGCUGCCCACCACACACACUAACACAGUUCCCCUCUGCAUGGCCACUCUACUGUAUAAAAUCAAAAAUCAUGCUCCACUUGAUUUGGGAAGAACUGUGUUUGACCAGGUAGAUAGUAGACACUUGGAAGAAAGCCACUUCAAUGACAUGGUAGAUACUGAAGCAUCUGGAGGCACAGCCCAGGAUCCCUUCUCUGUUGAGAUACAGCUCAGUUUUCUGGACAAGGAGAUUAAAGCACUUCAGAUGGAUGUGGAUUAUCACCAAGAAAUUGCUCAAAGGUCCACAGAAAGGAGGAACAUGCUCAUUCACAUUGCUCACACCUUGAGACAAACAAGGGGUGCACAGAGACAGGGGGAGAGCCUGACCAAGCACAGAGCAGCUGCUGCACGUCUAGAUUCCGAGAAAGAAAGCCUAGGAGACAGUGAAGAGGAGUCUUUCUGAUCAGAAUCAGAGGGGGCCACUCAGGAAUCAGAAAAGGAUGACAACUUGGAGGAGUAAACAUUGCAGAUUCAGAUCUUCUAAAAAACAUUUUUUUGGUGGAAAGGGUUGUUCUGCCCUGUUUCUUAUGCUAAAACAUUGCAUGUUUGGUUUUGUUUGGGAUGAUUUGCUACCUUGCCUGAUGGAGAACUGGUUUA
Cuscuta campestris is the source of this 1689-nucleotide messenger RNA. The record is from the annotation of a GenBank genome assembly. Lineage: Eukaryota; Viridiplantae; Streptophyta; Magnoliopsida; Solanales; Convolvulaceae.